AUGUCCAACACGAUUUUGGUACUGCUGUUAUCAUUGUGUUGCACAAUCCAUGCUCUUCCCUCCCACGGUGGUGCCGAAGUCUAUGUCCAUACUGGCCAGUCAAUACAAAGCGCAAUCAAUGCAGCACAAGCUGGUACUCGCAUCAAGGUCGGAGCAGGAACAUAUGCUGAGCAGCUCACUAUCAGCAAGGAUGGCAUUGCCUUGAUUGGUGACGGCGCCACUCUUGUUCCUCCAGCAGUUCCUGCAGUCAAUACAUGCACCGGUAUUGCAGGAGGAACAACAAGUGCAGGAUCCGGCAUCGAGCUCGCACCAUUCGUUACUGAACACCAAAAAGUACUUUCUGUGGAAAAGCCCGUCACGGAUGUAUUUAUCACUGGCUUCAACGUGAAUGACUUUGAUGGGGCGAACAUUCUUGUCGUAGGUGGAGAGGACACCCGCGUGGCUGACAACAAUCUCUACAACGGUGGUCAAUAUGGCUUUCUCGCUGCUGGCUCAACGAACACUGUCGUCAGCAAGAAUAACGUUGUGUCGGAAGAGUCGCUCCGAUACAUCGCCAUCUGCACGGACAACUUUUCUGGCGCUCGAGUCGUCAAGAACCACAUAUCUGGCUACAGUGUAGGACUAUGUGUUCAGACCUCAGGCUCAGAAAUAGCCUUCAAUGAAGUCACGAAUGGCUGCGUCGGCUCCUUUGUCGAUCCGAACGUCAACGGUGCCCAGGUCGUCCACAAUAGUUUCGGCGCAUCGAAUCCUGCUUGCAUAGGUCAAUCUCCUAUCAUAGGAGGUGUUGUGAUCUUUGCCGCUGACAACACAAACGUCCAGUCAAAUGUCAUUCGUGAUCAGCGGGCUGGAGGUGUUGCUGCUGGUAUCGUCCUAGUCGAUGCUCUCGAGUUUGGUCCUGAUCUUGUGGCCAAUGACAACAAGAUUGUCGACAACGUCCUUGUCAAUAACGAUUACGACAUUUUUGUGAACACGACUGGAACGGGAAAUGUGAUUGCAGAUAACCAGUGUACACUACCAGCAGAGCUGUGCGCAUAG
This is a messenger RNA of Lithohypha guttulata, 1035 nucleotides long. RefSeq lists its product as uncharacterized. The record is from RefSeq and is a predicted model, not a curated record. The transcript is spliced from 2 exons. NCBI's taxonomy places the organism in Eukaryota, Fungi, Ascomycota, Eurotiomycetes, Chaetothyriales, Trichomeriaceae. The coding region runs from base 1 to 1035 and encodes 344 amino acids.